GUGCCAGAUUGCAUCGCCUCCCGCCACACUUGUUUUCACCGGUAUCCCAGCAUGUGACUCGCUCAGACCUCCUGGUUGGUUCGCAUGCUGCUCGUUGGCUGAUGUCAACAACAGGGAAAAACCCUAACUUCCUUGUACCGGCUGUGACACAGAGGGAGGCUGCUCGGCAGUGAUCUGCAGAGUCAGUGUUCACGUGAAACCCGCGGUGAACACACACGCACACUUCCCAAAUAGAAAGACGCGUCUGACGCACAGACCUGACACUGGAAACGUUUUUAGGACAUGAAUGAGCUACGCCGAGGACGAAGGGAUGAAUGCUGAAGUUUUUAAAUCUGUGCACCCGUGGAGUAAAAUCCCAGCCUGUUGGAACCCCACAGACUCUGCCGCUGCUGCAUGGAUCUUCCCCUCACUCCUCCCUGUGCAAAACACCUCCCGUCCGUCCUGUGAGAAAAUGUCCUCUGCUGAACCCGACCCAUCCCUGGACCCCGAGCAGCUGGAGGCCCAGAUGGACUUCUUCCUCAAGCUGGGAUACUCCACGGCUCAGGUUCGGUCCGUUCAGCAGAAGUUUGGCCCCAGCAUAGACACAGAUAAAGUUCUGGGGGAGCUGAUGAAGAUGGAUCAGGAGCCCAAACAGGUGCCGGUGACCAUGAUGUCGGUGGUGCUGCCCAGAGGGGACCCCCAGGCUGCGGGCCCCACGCUGCAGCUGCCUGUCGCCGUGUCGACUCCUCGGACCAGAGAGGAGAGCAGCGAGGAUGAAGAUGCCCUGAGACCCAUCGUUAUAGACGGCAGCAAUGUGGCCAUGAGCCACGGGAACAAGGAAGUCUUCUCGUGUCUGGGAAUCCAGUUGGCUGUGAAUUUCUUCUUGGACAGAGGUCACACCAAUGUCACAGUGUUUGUUCCCUUGUGGAGGAAGGAGCAGCCGCGGCCAGAUGUUCCCAUUACAGAUCAGCACAUUCUGCUCGACCUGGAGAGGAGGAAGCUCCUGGUGUUCACGCCGUCGCGGCGCGUCGCAGGCAAGCGAGUGGUCUGUAAUGACGACUGCUUCAUCGUCAAGCUGGGCUACGAGUCUGACGGCAUCAUCGUGUCCAACGACAUGUAUCGGGACCUUCAGGGGGAGAAACCGGAGUGGAAGCGCUUCAUCGAGGAGAGGCUGCUCAUGUACUCCUUCGUUAAUAACAAGUUUAUGCCUCCUGAUGAUCCUCUAGGCCGCUAUGGACCAACUCUGGAGAACUUCCUGCGGAAGUUUCCAAAGACGCAGAAAAAACUCCUGUGCCCUUAUGGAAAGAAAUGCACUUACGGAAUCAAAUGUAAAUUCCACCAUCCUGAGCGAGCCAAACAGUCCAAUCGCUUGGUCGCCGAUGAGCUUCGGGAGAACGCUAAGCACCCUUCAGCUGCUCAGAAACAGUCCUCAGCUUGUUCCAUUCCUGUCCCGGGACAGAGCCUCUUGUUGGUGGAGGACAUGGCCAAGAAACUGAGUCUGGGACACGAAAUCGGCUCAUUGAAGAAAGAUCAUAAAAACGAACAUGUAGCUCAGGUGAAGACGGGUCACCGCUCCAGCAAGAAGCCGACGUGCAGAAAGGAAAGAGGCAGCUUCCACUCCUCCUCGGACCACGGCUCAGUGCGUGAAUCUCAGCUGGACUCUGGUUUGGGCUCCAUUGACAGUCAGCCAAUGGAGGCUCCCUGGAUUACUGAUUGCCAGUAUGGGGCGACGUACAGGGGCUGCCAGCAUUUCCACAGUGUCCAACAGCAGCACGGCCCUCAAGCACCAUGCAGCUGCUGCUCACACGGUCCUCCCUCUCAGGGGAGUGCACCACCUUUCCACCACCACAGCCACCAUCAUAGCAUCGGGCCCGUCAGCAGCCACAGCUCUGAUACGUCCCCCUACGGCCCACCUCAUUACCAUGGCUACCCAGCGUACCCGGUCAGCAUGCCUGCUGCAUACAGUCAGCCGGCUGAUUUCCAGCACGGCAGAGUCCACAACCGACAGCAGCAGACGUACUGGUCCGAUCCAUUUGGGGGUCAUCCUUCGUUGGUCCGCCACCUGCCGGCGGAGUGCUCCCAGUGGGAGCCCCCUCAGGCAACCCAACCCAGCAGAGAGGAGCGAGAGGUUGUUCGCAAGAAGCUCCUCGCCAUCUUCAGCGCCCACUUGGUGGACACGGCCAUGGAAAUGUUCCCUCAGUCGAUGGAUCCACAGAUGCUUGUCGCUGAGAUCCUCAGGCUGCAGAGUCAGAACCGGCCACUGAGAUGAGACCGUCUUUCAGUGCAAAGACUAGAACAGCUGCAGAAAUUGUGAUAAACAUGAGUUUCUGUAUUUUUUUGUAUUGUGGUAUCCACCUUGCUAUAAAUAGUUUUUGCAGUAUGCAGUUGAUACAAAUUGUAUCUUUAAUUAAAAUGUAGAAAGAAAAGUUGAUUUUUAUGGCAACAUAUUGGGGUUAACGGGGAGUAACACCCUGAUACUCACAGCGUACUGUACGGAGUGGCCUGGAUGAGAUGAAUAUAAAUAUGUGUUUGUGUCAUAUUGGCACUGUGCAACAUUUACGCUCUCGCUGCCAAAUAUCCAAUGAGUUGGGCAACAAUGAAACUCCACCAACCCCUCAGUUAAUGUGUCAUGGUGUAAUGAUAAUGUCCUGUUACUGUGAUGCACAAUUAAUGUUUAAUCUCACAGAUGAUGAGAUUUAAAUCUGCUUUUUAAUGCUUUAUAUUCUCUGCUCAGUGUGUUUAAUUUAACGUUUCUACCAUAGAUACUGUUGCUCAGCCCUGCCACAGUUUGCUGUAGACACUCUACUCAAGUUUUGAAAACGGGGCAGUUUUCUGUGACAAUCAUGAGAAAUGAGAUGUUCAGAGUUAAUCAGUUGCUUGUCAGUUUGACACAAACGUACGUACCUCUGGGUAAUUUGUCGUCACAUUAAUGAGUCACAAACUGACUUAUGGUCAUGAAUAUGACAUCAAUGGCAAGGUUAUGAAAUAAAAAUA
Molecule: messenger RNA, 2973 nt
Organism: Paralichthys olivaceus (Japanese flounder)
Lineage: Eukaryota; Metazoa; Chordata; Actinopteri; Pleuronectiformes; Paralichthyidae
Gene: zc3h12ab
Product: zinc finger CCCH-type containing 12Ab
Biological process (GO): 3'-UTR-mediated mRNA destabilization
Cellular component (GO): nucleus; cytoplasmic ribonucleoprotein granule
Molecular function (GO): metal ion binding; RNA endonuclease activity; mRNA binding
Source: RefSeq, a predicted model, not a curated record